Molecule: messenger RNA, 1697 nt
Organism: Trichomycterus rosablanca
Lineage: Eukaryota; Metazoa; Chordata; Actinopteri; Siluriformes; Trichomycteridae
Gene: ruvbl2
Product: RuvB-like AAA ATPase 2
Exons: 15
Coding region: 44-1435 (463 amino acids)
Biological process (GO): regulation of transcription by RNA polymerase II; box C/D snoRNP assembly; chromatin remodeling
Cellular component (GO): Swr1 complex; Ino80 complex; NuA4 histone acetyltransferase complex
Molecular function (GO): DNA helicase activity; ATP binding; ATP hydrolysis activity
Source: RefSeq, a predicted model, not a curated record
GCUUGCGCUUCGAUUCAGAAACAAGCGCCGCGCUUUAGGAAACAUGGCAGCUCAGAUGUCAACCACGAAGGUCCCAGAGGUGCGUGACCUCACCAGGAUAGAGAGAAUAGGUGCACACUCACACAUCCGAGGACUUGGACUGGAUGAUGCUUUGGAACCACGACAGGUGUCUCAGGGCAUGGUGGGUCAGCUGGCAGCUCGGCGGGCAGCUGGUUUGAUCUUGGAGAUUAUUAAAGAUGGGCAUAUAGCUGGGCGUGCGGUGCUUAUUGCUGGCCAACCUGGGACAGGCAAAACUGCCAUUGCUAUGGGUAUCGCUCAGUCACUUGGUCCUGAUACACCAUUCACUGCUCUGGCUGGAAGUGAGAUCUUUUCAUUAGAGAUGAGCAAGACCGAGGCUCUCAGCCAGGCUUUCCGCAAAGCCAUUGGAGUUCGAAUCAAAGAGGAAACAGAGAUUAUUGAGGGAGAGGUGGUGGAGAUUCAGAUCGACAGACCUGCCACAGGAACGGGUGCAAAAGUGGGCAAGCUGACUCUGAAGACGACAGAAAUGGAGACCAUCUAUGAUCUGGGCAAUAAAAUGAUUGAAAGCCUCACUAAAGAGAAGGUUCAAGCUGGGGACGUGAUCACUAUUGAUAAAGCCACAGGGAAGAUCAGCAAGCUUGGCCGGUCUUUUACCAGAGCUCGUGAUUAUGAUGCCAUGGGGGCGCAGACACAGUUUGUGCAGUGUCCAGAGGGGGAGUUGCAGAAACGUAAGGAGGUCGUUCACACCGUCUCACUUCACGAGAUUGACGUGAUCAACAGUCGCACGCAGGGUUUCCUGGCUCUGUUCUCAGGAGACACAGGAGAGAUUAAGUCAGAGGUGCGAGAGCAGAUCAAUGCCAAAGUUUCGGAGUGGAGAGAGGAGGGAAAGGCAGAGAUCAUUCCUGGGGUCCUGUUUAUAGAUGAAGUCCACAUGUUGGACAUUGAAUGUUUCUCGUUCCUAAACCGAGCCUUGGAAAGUGAUCUUUCACCUGUCCUCAUCAUGGCCACCAACCGCGGCAUCACAAGAAUCAGAGGCACCAACUACAAGAGUCCUCAUGGUAUUCCUAUAGACAUGCUGGAUCGACUGCUGAUCAUUGCUACGUCUCCCUACACUGAGAAGGAAACCAGGCAGAUCCUCAAGAUCCGAUGUGAGGAAGAGGAUGUGGAGCUGAGUGAGGAAGCCCAUACGGUGCUGACUCGUAUAGGUCAAGAGACAUCGCUCCGCUACGCCAUCCAGCUCAUCAGCACUGCCGGCCUGGUGUGCCGCAAACGCAGGGGCACUGAGGUCCAGGUGGAGGACAUUAAACGUGUGUAUUCUCUCUUCCUGGAUGAGUCUCGCUCAUCACAAUACAUGAAGGAGUACCAGGACUCCUUCCUUUUCAAUGAUACACAAUCGAUUCAGAUGGAAACGUCCUAAGAAAAGAGAGAUGAUCAGCUUUGUGUUGUGCUACAUACCUGUGAUGUUUCCUUAAUUCUUGUGAACUGAGUCUUUAUGACUGAAGUGCAUUCCCUCUCUAUGUCGCGAUACUUUUGUGCAUUCAUGCAUAUUGUUUAUUUGUUAGAAAUACAUACUGUUUCCAUUUAAGGAUGUGUUCUGUGUUGGCCCUACACUUAAAUGUUUUGAGAGUUGGACUUAUCUCUCUUAUGGUGUUACUUUUGCAUAAAAACAAUAAAUCAAA